AUGGAUCAUCUCGAAAGCAAUUCGAAACUGGAGAAAAUUGCUGGUCAAAAUGGUGAACCGAUAAAUCUGGGAAAUGAUAAAAAAGGAGAAAAAAAAAAAAAAAAAAGCGAAGAAAAAAACGGAGAAAAAAAAAGAAAAAUAAAUGGAGAGGAAAGAAAAGGUAAAGAUAUUGCUGAAAAUGAAGCUUAUGAAUAUCAUUAUAAACUGAUUAAACAAAAUAGUUGUAUUUUAAAAAAAAGUUUGUUAGAAUGGUAUCAUAAAUAUCGAAGAAAAUUGCCAUGGAGAAAUGAUCAACCACCAUAUACAACAAAUAUAAAUAUAAAAAAUGAAAUAAAUAAAGAUAGUGAUAUUCGAAAUUAUUUUCUUAAAACACAAGACAAUACUAAAUUAGAUGAUAAAGGUGAUAAAAAAAAACAAAAUAAUAUAAUCCAAAUAAAAAAUAAUGUAAAUGAUAAUAAUAAUAAUAAUAUUGAAAAAACACAAACUUUAAUCUUUUUGGACAAUAAAAUUUUAAAAUAUGAAAAUUUGAACAAACAGAUUGAAAGUAUUCCAAAAUUAAUAAACCAAAAUGAAGAAAUGGAAAAACUGAAAUUACGAGGAUAUCAAAUAUAUAUUAGUGAAGUAAUGCUACAACAAACAAAAGUAGCUACAGUAUUAAAUUAUUAUUUAAAAUGGAUGAAUAAAUGGCCAACUAUUUUUGAUUUGACUAAAAGUAAUUUAGAUGAUAUAUUAACAGAAUGGAAAGGGUUAGGAUAUUAUAAUAGAGCUAAAAAUUUAUUAGAGUGUUGUAAAAUAGUUGUAAAUAAAUAUAAUGGAAUUUUUCCUAACAAUUUAAAAUUAUUAAAAGAUUUACCAGGAAUUGGAAACUAUACAGCUAAAGCAAUUUCUAUACAUUUAUAUAAUUCAAAAGAUAUAUGUAUUGAUACAAAUAUUAUUAGAAUAUUUUCUAGAAUUACAGAUACUAUAAAUUAUUAUGGUUCUACUAUUUUAUCUCAACAUUGUGAAGAGGUAAGUAAAAUAUUAUGUACAGAUGCAUGUAAUUAUUCUGACUUUAAUCAAGCUUUGAUGGAUUUAGGAUCAAGUAUAUGUAAUACAUCUCCUCAAUGUUCAAUAUGCCCAUUAAAUAAAUAUUGUCUUAUUUAUUUGAAAGAAAAUAAAAAAAACAUCAAAAAUAAACGUAGAAAAAUUAAUGGAAAAAUUAAUGGAAAAAUUAAUGAAAAAAUUAAAAUAACACUUGAAAUAAAUCAGGUAUUUAAUUUGGAUCAUCCAAAUAAUUGCACAUUAUGUGUUAAAGACAGAAAUGUAGAUAUUAAGCUUGUUCCUUUAGCUCGAUCAAAAAAAAAAACAAAUAAAAUAUGUCUCAUUUUAAUAAUAAAAAAAAGUGAUAACUAUAAGGUCAAUACUAAAGAAAAUCAAAAUAAAGAACAAUUAGAUGACUAUAAUUAUUUGAUGGUUAAAAAUACAGAUUCAAAUUUAUUUUUGAUGCAUUAUUUGUUCCCAUUUAUACUUAUCGAGAAUUCUACACCAGAAGUAUACAACAUGCACUUAAAUAGUUUAUUAUAUAAGCUUAACUUAAAUAAUACCAAAUCGGAUUCCUUUAUAUACGUUGGAAAUUUUAAACACGUAUUUUCCCAUUUGAUAUAUGAUACUUACAUUUAUACUUGCUUUGUUCAGAAUUCAGAAAAUGCAAAUAUAGGAUAUGAACAUGUAUGGAUAAAAUUAAAAGAUAUCAAGGGCUUCAUGCACAACUCGUUUUGUGAAAAUAUAAUUAAACACUAUAAGAAAAGUGUGAAUGAAAAAAAAACAAUUAUUUCCGAAUUUUUCGAAUAA
Molecule: messenger RNA, 1830 nt
Organism: Plasmodium yoelii
Lineage: Eukaryota; Apicomplexa; Aconoidasida; Haemosporida; Plasmodiidae
Product: A/G-specific adenine glycosylase, putative
Exons: 5
Coding region: 1-1830 (609 amino acids)
Biological process (GO): mismatch repair; base-excision repair
Cellular component (GO): nucleus
Molecular function (GO): oxidized purine DNA binding; 8-oxo-7,8-dihydroguanine DNA N-glycosylase activity; adenine/guanine mispair binding
Source: RefSeq, a predicted model, not a curated record